Ananas comosus (pineapple) is the source of this 1240-nucleotide messenger RNA. RefSeq names its product heavy metal-associated isoprenylated plant protein 44-like. The record is from RefSeq and is a predicted model, not a curated record. The transcript has 3 exons. Gene Ontology annotation, molecular function: metal ion binding. Bases 434 to 1018 code for a protein of 194 amino acids. Lineage: Eukaryota; Viridiplantae; Streptophyta; Magnoliopsida; Poales; Bromeliaceae.
AACACUAUUUGUUCCCCAUAUAAUAAAAACAAAUAAAAACUUAUAAUAAGAUAUAUUUUUUUGUGUUUAUUCUCCCUUUUGGUGCUCUCCCCAUGUCUCUCUUUGUGGGGGCUCUUGACCCACAUUUCAAGCAUUAAUAAGAGGGGAGGUUUCCUUCAGAUGCUAUUCCCUGCCCCAAAAGGCUAUUAUAAUUUAUUUCGGAAAGUGUCAAGGGAGGGAAACAAGAGCUAGAGCACAAGGUAUACGAGUGUUCUCGAGUGAUUUUUAUCAAACACCAACUCAGAAAGAAAGAGAGAGAGAAAGGGAUAGAAUAAUGCGGUGACGGCAAGCGAUGCUUUGCGCGGGAAUAUCAUUGUGGUGGCAGCCCGAAUACUUAGUCGAUUAGCAAACCCUGAAGCCUUCUUUUAAAAUCGGGCAGCAGGUUCUUCCAGACAUGGCGGCGGCUCUCGGGAGGGUUCUUGACUCCGCUUUCUUGGCUAUUUAUCGAUCGUUCGGCUACCGGAGCGAUCGGAAUAGGAACCGGAGCGGCGCUUACUACUACAGCAGCAACUACGGUGGCGGCAACACCUACUACUACGUCGACGACACCCGCAGAAUGGGAAAGGGCCGGCCUCUUUCUCUGCAGACAGUGGAGCUUAAAGUCAGGAUGUGCUGCACGGGCUGCGAAAGGGUUGUCAAGCAUGCUCUCUCAAAACUAAGAGGGGUGGAUUCGGUGGAGGUGGAUCUGGAUAUGGAGAAGGUGACGGUGACGGGGUACGUGGACCGGAACAAGGUGCUGAAAGAGGUGCGGCGGAGCGGGAAGAAGGCGGAGUUCUGGCCGAACCCGGACCUGCCGAUGUACUUCACGUCGGCGAGCGACUACUUCCGCGACGAGGAGUCCUUCAGGGACAGCUACAACUACUGGCGCCACGGCUACAACGGCGACAAGCACGGCCACGUCCCCGUCCCCCACCGCGGCGAGGACCGCGUCAGCAACAUGUUCAACGACGACGACGUCAACGCCUGCCACGUCAUGUAAAACCGGCCCCCACCACCCCCACACCCCACCGGAGACACUGCAGUACGGGUGUGAUCAUGAUGAUCUGGUGCAAGAUAAUGUAGACCUGUGAGGAGUGUUGCGUUCAUGAUGUUGUAAGGCAUGUUAAUUAUCUACGUGCUGUGAAUGUGUUCUACUUUGUAUCGAAAUAUACUGCAAAAAAAACAAAAAAAACAAAAAAAAAAAGCUGUUUACAGCUCACUA